Messenger RNA from Klebsormidium nitens, 792 nucleotides. Lineage: Eukaryota; Viridiplantae; Streptophyta; Klebsormidiophyceae; Klebsormidiales; Klebsormidiaceae. The record is from the annotation of a GenBank genome assembly.
AUGUCUCGAAUUGAGAGGCGCGCGUUUAUUUGCAACACGAUGCAGGGUGACCUAGACGAGACCGUGGAGCGCUGCGCUUCCCUGCUGACGUCAGACGACGGAAUCCGGAGCGGAUGCAGUCUGCCGAUGGGCCUCUGUAAGAGUCCGGAAGAUGAGAAUGGAUUGCGCUUUGCUAGGCUCGCCCAGGAAAUAGCGGCAUGGGACGGAGGUGCCGUUCUUAGGCGGCUCUUGUGGCUGACGCUCGGGCGACCAUAUCGGAUUGACGGCGACAGCAAAGGUCGCCAACACCUCCUCGCCUCUAGUUACACGCUGUCGCUUGGGAUGCUGACGUCGAGCAAGGUGGUAGUGGAGCGCGGGACUGCGGCUGGGAGGGGAGGAAUACGGAUUCCGGCCGGAAGAGGAUGGAAACGGAACAGAGCGGGGGAAAAAAGACGAGGGAGGAGCACCGGACCAGAAACGGAGCGGAAGCGGGUCGGAAAAGAAGGAGAACGCGCGGCAGAUCUGCGCGCGCACAACGCGCUCGAAGGAUUCCGCCCCCACAAGCGGACGAUCAACGGCGCGGAACCGGACUCCCACCCGUGGGCGUACUACGAAGGCAGGUUGCGAGGUCUAGACAUGCCCCUGAGACGCGAGCUUUCCGCCGCGGAUUGGGAGCUCGCGGAAGAACAGCUCAGCAGACAGUACUUGGCCCCGGUUGUGUGCUCGCGGAAGCUGUGCGCGGCCGGCCGCGAGCCCGUCGUGCGGGCGCUGCCAGGUGGCGCGAUACUGCAGGUGAGAGCCUACGUCGUAUAG